UUAGGGCCGAGAUAGGACAUAAGUGCGAAUCGAUGACUGAACGGCGACAAGUUAGUACGUAAGUAACUCCGUAUAACUUGCCAGAACCACGGCAAGUUAGUAGAUAGAUGGCUCCUUGGUGCUGUGGAGGGGUGGAGAAAAAGGCAGCCACCAACGACACUCUAAUGGAAUCACAACAAUAUGUCAACUGCAUGGGCUGCUGGUCCAACAAAAUCUAAGGAUAGCCCAUCUGUCUUCCCUCUGCUCUUCUUUCAUUUGCUUGCCUUGGAAUUUUUUGUGAUGAGACCAAGACUCUUGCCAUCACAAGCCCCCGCGCCAUCACCCUGCAGAACAAGACCCAUCACGGAUGCAAGAGAGAGGAAGAAAGACAGUAGCAUUUACCAACAGUAUCUAGCUCGAGGAACCCAUGUGCCAGAAUGACACGACUCGAUUGGUUUGUGAGACGGAGCUCUCAAGUAAUCGUCAUCAUUCGUCGAUGGCCCGUCAUUAUUUUUAUUGUGCGUUGCGAUG
Molecule: messenger RNA, 510 nt
Organism: Xylona heveae TC161
Lineage: Eukaryota; Fungi; Ascomycota; Xylonomycetes; Xylonales; Xylonaceae
Exons: 2
Coding region: 181-420 (79 amino acids)
Source: RefSeq, a predicted model, not a curated record